AUGACGGGCGAAGAGUCCAGCGGUCCAGCCAUGACCUAUUUCGCAGAGGAAGACAUUCCCUGGGAGGAGCAGACGGCCAUGAGCCGGCGCAAAGUCCUGCGGCUUGAGGAGGACCUGUACGUCGCCAUGGUGCAGUGGGACGCCGGGUUCACGCUGCCGGUGACGGACCACCAUGGAGGCGAGGAGAUUGUCUACGUCUUGAAGGGCACCUUUGUCGACCAGUAUCGCAGCUCCGGCCCAGGGAGCAUCAUCCGCGGUGACCCGGGAAGCUCGCAUCGGCCCAGCACCCCUGACGGUGUCACCUUCCUGGUCACGCGGUCCUUGAUCCCUGGUGAGCGUCAGCGCAUUGCUCCACAUUGGACGCGACCCAGGGGGACCUCGUUUCGCGGCUGA
Capronia epimyces CBS 606.96 is the source of this 393-nucleotide messenger RNA. RefSeq lists its product as uncharacterized. The transcript has a single exon. The coding region runs from base 1 to 393 and encodes 130 amino acids. The record is from RefSeq and is a predicted model, not a curated record. NCBI's taxonomy places the organism in Eukaryota, Fungi, Ascomycota, Eurotiomycetes, Chaetothyriales, Herpotrichiellaceae.